UACAACUAUCGACAAAUUUUCACGAAUGAGUAGGUUUGUGUAGUUUGAUGUUAGUUAAUUUUAUGUGGAUUAUGAAUAUGAGUUUAUUUAGCUGCCUGUAAUGAAGUUAAACAGCAUGGCAGUGGUGAAAGCGAAGUGUACUGUACUGAUUUUCAAGGCAUAAGGAGUAUGGAGUAUUUGAGGAUCUCAUAGUCGAUAUGUGUGUUUAUUGAAUAAUAUUUCACUUAACCUUCUGUUUAGCCUUUUAUACCGCGUGAAUUAUUGAAGAAAAAUGGGAUGCCUUUUCCACAAAGGAAGACAGAAUGCCAGCGUUACUGGGAAAGAAGAUGCGAAGCUGAAAGAAUAUUCAUGGGAUAAAAGGAAUGCAGUAAAUUUGAAAGACUACACUGUAGAAAAUACUGAAGAUGGUGAGGUUUUAAAAAUGCCGGGCUCAGUGAAUGGUCAACAGUUUGUAAUUCAGAACUGCAAAAACACUUGCAUAUAUAUAUUUGACCAUGCGAAUACAGUUACAGUUGAUGAUUGCAUUAACUGUAAAAUUAUAUUGGCAGCCGUAAAGGGCAGUGUGUUUUUACGAGAUUGCAAGGAAUGUGUGUGUGUGAUAGCGUGUGGACAAUUUCGGACUCGAGAUUGCAGAAAGAUGGAUAUCUUCUUGUGCUGUGCCACUCAGCCAAUAAUAGAGGCUUCUAGCAGUAUCCAUUUUGGUUGCUAUCAGUUGUUUUACACUGAUUUGGAAGAACAUUUUCAGCAAGCAGGAUUAAGUGUAUUUAAUAAUAACUGGAGCAGUAUCCAUGAUUUCACACCCAUUGAAGGAGAAAACAACUGGUGCCUGUUCCCAGAUACUAUAAGAAUACAAGAUUAUAUUUCUUUGCCUGCUUCAGAAGAAUUACAGAGGAUGAAUACAUCACUAUUAGAAGAGAAGAGUGUGGUACCUCACACGUGGGGUCCACAUAAAACACCAACUGGAGAAUCAUGCUUGGUGGCUUUUUUUUCUGAUGGUCAGCAAGUGCAACGAGCAAAAGCCUUUAUCAACUCACUCAAGAUUGAAAAUCCAGAUUGCCUGCUGUUGAUGAGCAAGGAAAUUCAAAUGCAGCAGGCUGGUGCUGAGCAUGUCUUCAAAACAAACUCCUAUAACAGUGUGGUACAGCGAGGUCUUGUGGUUGGUUUGCAGUGCAGUGGUCCUAAUUGUAUCCAAUCAUGUCAGAAGGUGGCUGUUAGAAUAGCAACAGGUAUGGGAUCCACUGGCCUGGUGUAUGAAGCAGGUAAUGCAGUUUGCACUGGACUUGAAGUAACCACACCAGUACCAAUUAAGUACCGAAGAGCCUCGGAGAAUGGUUACAUCAGGUGUAACACGCUGGAAUAUGUGUAUGACCUUAAGAAUUCAGCACUUUAA
Molecule: messenger RNA, 1390 nt
Organism: Cryptotermes secundus
Lineage: Eukaryota; Metazoa; Arthropoda; Insecta; Blattodea; Kalotermitidae
Product: protein XRP2
Exons: 9
Coding region: 272-1390 (372 amino acids)
Biological process (GO): post-Golgi vesicle-mediated transport
Cellular component (GO): periciliary membrane compartment; cilium
Molecular function (GO): GTPase activator activity
Source: RefSeq, a predicted model, not a curated record